ACUUCAAAUUUUGUGCAAGACAAAACCUAAUUUGUGAGUCUUCAAUGCGAGAGUACUAAAAGAAAAGCUGGGCAAAAAAAGAAGUCACCCAGAUAUGGAGGAUUCUUGGUUGCUUCAAUACUCAAAGAAUGCAGAUUCAUCAUGGUUUGGAUCGGAGGAGGCGUUUUCCAGUAGCUGUGAGUGGGAUGAGCUUCUUCUCAACUUCAAUAUCUCCCAAGAAACGGCUUGGAUGGACUUAUUGGGUGAUGAUGAAGAAGAAGAAGAAGAAGAAAGGGGUAAAGUAUCGUCAGAGUGUAGCAACAACUCCAUCGAUGGUGUAAAGGAGGAAGAGAUUUGCGCAGAAGAACCCAAGGAAGUGAAGAGUUACAGAGGGGUGAGGAAACGGCCAUGGGGCAAAUUUGCUGCUGAGAUUAGGGAUUCAACCAGACGCGGUGCCAGGGUUUGGCUUGGUACAUUCGACAGCGCUGAAGCAGCUGCUUUAGCUUACGACCAAGCCGCAUUUUCAAUGAGAGGGCCAUUGGCUACUCUCAAUUUCCCCAUUGAAGCUGUCAAGGCAUCGCUUAAGGAACUCAAGGGUCCAUGUGAUGAAGACAAGGGUUGGUCCCCUGUGGUGGAUCUCAAGAACCGGUAUUCAUUGAGGAAAAGAUCCAAGAACAAGAAAAUCAAGCCAAACGACGCCGCAUUAAGGCAACAGCAAAACUUAUUGGUCUUUGAAGAUUUGGGAGCUGAUUACUUAGAACAACUGUUAACAAGUUCAUGUGAUUGAAAGUACAGCUCCUUUGUUGUUUUGGGUACUUUAAUCCCAUUUCAUAUCUUCUUUUCUCUUGUCAAUUUCAUUGCUUUGGUGGGGGUGAUUGAUUUAAGCACACUCUUCAAUCUUCUUCCUUAUUUCAUCAUCUCAUCUCAUGUAAAGUUGAAACAAC
Messenger RNA from Gossypium raimondii (Peruvian cotton), 923 nucleotides. RefSeq names its product ethylene-response factor C3. Lineage: Eukaryota; Viridiplantae; Streptophyta; Magnoliopsida; Malvales; Malvaceae. The record is from RefSeq and is a predicted model, not a curated record. Gene Ontology annotation, molecular function: DNA-binding transcription factor activity; DNA binding. Bases 95 to 766 code for a protein of 223 amino acids. The transcript has a single exon. Gene Ontology annotation, biological process: ethylene-activated signaling pathway; regulation of DNA-templated transcription.